AUGCGCAGGAAGGCUGGGCUCGCGGGACUCGCGGUUCGGCGUCCCUCCUUCGCCGGGGAGGGAGGCCGGGGAGGGAGGCUGUCCCUCCUUCGCCGGGGAGGGAGGCUGUCCCGGCUGGAGCAUCCCGGUCCCGGGAGCCCUGGACUUGCUGGAAGCACACGCACGCUUGUCCCGGACUUGUGCAUAGACCUGGCCGGCUCCAGUGCCAACCUCAUCCCAAGGGUGACUGCCAUCCGGACCAGCCCAGACCUGCAGUGGCUGGUACGGCCCACUGAGGUGUUCUUGGCAGCCCCAUCACACAAGAUUCCCCCACCCAUACGGAGUUCUUCUGGCCUGGAUGGGGGUUAUCCCAUGAAGACCAUGGCAGGAGGCAGAACUCAGGGCGUUGGCAGGAAGGGCAAGGUGGAACAGAUGGACACUUGGGUUGGUUCCAUGCCCUGGUGAUUGUAUAUAGUGCUGCUAUGAACAUAGCAGUGCACUAUAUUUUCCAAUUAGAGUUUUCUCCAGAUGUAUGCCCAGGAGUGGGAUUGUUGGAUCAUAUGACAGCUCUUAUUUUUAGUUUUUUAAGGAACCUCCAUACUGUUCUCCACAGUGGCUGCACAAAUUUAAUUCCCACCAACAGUGUAGAAGGCUUCCGUUUUCUCCACACCCUCUCCAGCAUGUUAUUUGUAGACUUCUUGAUGAUGGCCAUUCUGACCAGUGUGACGUGGUACUUCAUUGUAGUUUUCAUCUGCAUUUCUCUAAUAAUUAGUGAUGUUGAGCAUCUUUUCAUGUGCCUGUUGGCCACCUAUGUACUGCCAGGGAAUUCCCAUUUUGUCCAUUUCUCGA
Molecule: messenger RNA, 828 nt
Organism: Lagenorhynchus albirostris (white-beaked dolphin)
Lineage: Eukaryota; Metazoa; Chordata; Mammalia; Artiodactyla; Delphinidae
Product: protein c-Fos-like
Exons: 3
Coding region: 1-444 (147 amino acids)
Source: RefSeq, a predicted model, not a curated record